AAAGCGUUUAUCACAUGCUGAACAAGUACUUGCUCUACUUCCUUCAGUCCAACAUGAACUCCUUGUGCUUGAAAGCUUGUAGUUGUUUUGUCUUUUAACCCGCAAGCAACAAUCUUUUUAAACUUUUCCAAAUCAGUAGACACAUUAAGAGCUAAUCCAUGGCUUGUAAUAUUCCUUCGUAAAUGAAUCCCAAUAGCUGCAAUCUUUUCGUCAUCUGUUAACCAAACUCCAGUGUGUUCAUUCGUGUGUGCCGUCUUCAUUCCAAAGUGUCUACAGGUCUGAAUAAUCGCUUCUUCGAGUUUAGAAACAUAUUUUCGUGGAUUCAAGUGUAAUGCGUUCAGAUCUAAAAUUGGAUAUACAAGUAACUGGCCAGGACCAUGAUAUGUAGUUUGACCUCCUCUUAGUGCUUUGAUGACUUUGACUCCAUCAAUGGUGUCGUCUGUACCGGUUUUUGUAUCUCUUCUACCCAUAGUAUAGACUGGACAAACUUGAGCUGUAAGGAUGGUAGGUCGUGGAGGAAAUUGAAGCUUUUCCGCUUUAAAAUCUAACCAUUUUUGAACAAAUCGAUGUUGACAUUCACCAAGACGAAGAUAAUCAACCUUUGGAAAUCUUGAAGUGAGAAACGAAAUAUGCUGAAACCCAGAUUUAUCAAUACGCAUAGGGAAUUAUAAUUAUAACAGUAGACUUUCUAUUUUAGUAACCCUGAAAUAGUACCCUCAGGCUUUUUCAUUUAAUGACUGCAGUACAGGAGACACCACGGUGUCUUCGGGAACAAGACGCAUAGAAAUUUCAAAUUUCGAGAAGCAGUUAGAUUCAAGAUCUACUGAACAAAUCGACCAAGAAUAUAUUGCGAUUAUCAUUGAUGUUAAUUUUGUAAUGGAAUUUGUAUUAUGGUUUGCAUAUUGUUGAGCAGAACAUAAAGAUGAUUGAAACAGAGAUUAAAACAGCUAGUACCUUUGAGGAACACUCAUUAAGAAGAAUUGAAAAUAUUAUUAGUAUUAUUAUCGAUCCAUCAAUACUUAUUUUAAGUAAAAGGCUUCGUGGAACAGUCUCAUCUUCUGUUGGUAUGAGCUUGAUAUUCUAAAUGAAUCCACGAUAAUUCAUACUUGAAGGCUAUGUGAUUUCGAUGUUGAUAUAUGAUGCUCAAUUUGCUUAAAACAUUUCAGUCCAUCUUUCGAGACUAACUUAUGAAGAUUCAAACAGUCUUCCUUUCUAAGAGCAUAAGAAGAAACACUUAUAGUCUCAAGAAAGGCAAAGGAACGAUUCUGAUGUUUUCCAAUCUACCUCUAAGUACUUGCUUUACUUUUACAUAUUAUUCAGAGACAGUAGAGCAUAUCGGUGUUGCAAUUGCACGGAUCUCACUUUUACUGCCUAAUAAGACCUACUGGUAUCAUAAACUUAUUUCUUUUUUUUAACGACAACCGCAUUACACAUGGAAGGGUUGUACUGAAGGAUGAAGAUGGUACCAAUCUUGCUUUUCUUAUGCUGCACAUUGUAGCAUAAGAAAUAAAACAUUUUCGUAACCCUUAUAAUGUUUCCGAAACUUGUUUGCUAUCCCUUUUGUUCUUUUCUUUUCUUUAUUUCAUUCUUAAAGACUAUUAUUGACCACGAAGGUAAUAGAAAUUAACUUUGUAUCUGUUAUUAUGUACCCGGCCAAUUUCAAUUUUUCGAGGUUUCUCUAACAAUUUGUUUGAACUUCUAUUUGAAAUAAUAGAAAGAGAAUCCUUACCAAAGAAUUUAAAGGGAAAAAAAAUAGCAUUGGCUUAAUUGUUUACUAACGAUUUUUUGUCUUCUCCUUAUUACCUUCAAAAUUCGAAAACUUUUUGGAAAUCAUAUAAAUAAAGCAAAAGCGUACAAAGGAGUCAUUAUAAUUUUUAUCUUUAUUUAAAAAAGUAAGUUCUAAUUACACGUAAAACCCUUGUUCAACAUCAUUUCUCUUCAUGAAGCAUAAAGCGAACAAAACGUCCAAACCAAGGAGUUCAAAACCUCGUUUGAGCCCAGAAGAUUUACAGAAACGUUCACAUCACUUUAAGAAACAGUUAACUCAUGCUCUGAAGAAAGCUGUUGGGUUUGAGCGUCAAAAACUUGCUCGAAGAAUUAAAAGUGCUAGAGAGCAGCAAGAGAAUGAUAAAGUUGCUAGAUAUGAGAAAGAGCUCGACUUUUCGAAAAAGUAUGAUUUUUCUAAACUUACAGAAUUUUGCUUCUACCGUAAAGUCCUACGUAACAAAGAAUAUCGAAGUUUGCUUGACGAGCAUAAAGUGGUGGAGUUUCCUUCAGAUAUUACUAAUGACGAGGAGAAGAAUGUUAUUGCACGCUUACUGAAUUCAAAUCCUGUCACGGAAUCCGUCAACGCUACCUGUCGUCUUCUUGAUAAAUGCAUCGUGAUGAAUAAUCCGGAGGCGGAUACCCAACCUAGAGAUCAAAGUUUAUCAUCAAAGGCCGAACCUGAAUUACAUCCUGAUCGUCUUCGUCAAAAUCCGUCGUUGAACUCUGACAAGUCAGAGACUGAAAUUAAAGCACUUCAACAAACUAAACCUCAGCAUGAAGUGACUACUGAAUCUAAUAGUUCUUCAGAAAUCAAUUCUUCUAUUGAUCAAUCUCAUGAAGAUAAUGUCAAACUUGAGAAUCGUGACAUCUCACCAGAGGAGGGUGUUGAUGUUGAUUCCCGAAGAGAGGCAGCUACGAACGAGAACGAGAACGAUGAAGAAGAUGAAAUGUUCACCAUUCCGGCUACGAAAUCAUCUACUUCUAAUCUUCCAGAGCUUGCUGCUGGCUUCCUUGACCCGUUAGGUGAGGACGAUGAAUUUGUUCAGAAAGAAAUGGACGAAAUGGAUCGCCCCAAAAGAAAGAAUCGUCGUGGACAGCGUGCUAGGCAAGCUAUAUGGGAGAAAAAGUUUGGAAAAACAGCUAACCACGUUGUUAAAAAGAGAGAACAAGAACAAUUAGAAAGAGAGGAACGUCAACGUAAGUUCGAGGAGCGUGAAGCUAAGCGUGCACGAAAAGCUGCUAUGGCGCAACAGGAUUCUAAAACUUCGCAAGCAGAAAAACUUCAUCCAUCGUGGGAAGCUAGGAAAAAACAAAAAUUGCAGCCAGCAGGUCCAUUUCAAGGAAAGAAAAUUGUUUUUGACUGAAUGUAUAGAAACACUGCUUUUGGUUUUGUUGAUGUGAUGCAUAAAACAUUACAAUCGGUGAUUAUAUAAAAAAAAGCAUCCUUGGGGUUCAAUUAGGAUGUAUAUAUAUGGUUUUGAUGGCUAUUUCAUAUGAUAUCCAAAUAAUUUCAAUACAUAAUAUUCAUAAACCUUUGUAAGCCUAACUAACGCGAACCAUAAAUCAUAUUUUUAUUAGAGCAUUAUAGUGCAAAGUAUUGAACGUUA
This is a messenger RNA of Schizosaccharomyces octosporus yFS286, 3374 nucleotides long. RefSeq names its product BUD22 family protein. Gene Ontology annotation, biological process: maturation of SSU-rRNA. NCBI's taxonomy places the organism in Eukaryota, Fungi, Ascomycota, Schizosaccharomycetes, Schizosaccharomycetales, Schizosaccharomycetaceae. Gene Ontology annotation, cellular component: 90S preribosome; nucleus. The coding region runs from base 1941 to 3131 and encodes 396 amino acids. The record is from RefSeq and is a predicted model, not a curated record. The transcript has a single exon.